Adineta ricciae is the source of this 3201-nucleotide messenger RNA. NCBI's taxonomy places the organism in Eukaryota, Metazoa, Rotifera, Eurotatoria, Adinetida, Adinetidae. The record is from the annotation of a GenBank genome assembly.
AUGGUGCUAUGGGGAGAGGCAUUCUGGAGUGAAGGAAAUCGAGGUUUGGAAGUUUUAUCAACAAAUGUCAAGAAUGGAGCAAUAGCUAUCGACGAAUUUCAACGAUUUCUUAGUGAAAGUAUUCAAUGUGAAACAUCUUAUUGUAAAAAUUUAGCUCGUUUACAAUCGCAAUUACUCAAGACUCAAUAUGUUGGCACGUUCACACCAAUAUGGAUUUUAAUACGUGAUUUAAUCGAUAAAAUCUCAUCUAUGCAUGGAACGACGGUUAAUCUAUAUCAAGAAUUACUACGCGAUGUUCAUAUACAUCAGGAGACUUUUCAAAAAAAAGUCAAAUCGCAUAUACAAAAAGAUGUAGAUAUUACGAGUUCAGCUGAUCUCAUGUCUCAGUUAGGCAAUGCUUUGCAUACAGUGAAUAAAGCGAAAGAACAGUAUCAAUCGAUUGCUUUCGACUACGAACGAACGAAACGUGGUGGACAUUCUACUUCGAAUAAUCUGUCGACACCCGUAUCACAAGAUACGAAUGUUCCGAGUCUUGCUCAAUCAGCGCUCCACUCUUUCACGACGAGACAAUCAGAUCGUCUAGAAAAGAAGUAUCGACAAGCGCAAGAUGAAUACAAAUCAACAAUUGAGAAAUAUAAUAAGAUUCGGAGCGAAUAUCAAACGCGCUUCUAUAACGCUUGUACAAAAUUUCAAGAUUUUGAAAUUGAUCAUAUCGAGAAAUUACUCGCGUAUUCGCUGACUUAUUCGGAUAUUCUUCAACGUUAUUCCGAACAAAUAAGAACGGCACAAACUGAUUUUACGGCAAGAUUGAAAUCGUUAACUGGAAGUGAUCUUUUAGAUAUAUUUGUCGAACAAAAGAAAACAGGAACAGAACCACCAGUUGCAUUACAAUUCGAAGACGUUGACAGUCUUCGGCCAUCCAUCUUACCACUACCACCACCCAUUGCAGAUGCCUCAAUUCCUUCAGAUGAUUUCAACUUAUUCGAACAAAUCGAGCCUAAUGUACCUGCCAUUCAAGCAAACUUUUCUAUUCCAGUGACGCCAACAAAAACGAUCGAAAAUAGUCGGGCUCGUUCCUACCAUCACCAUCACCAUCAUAUUCCUUUUUUUCACACAUCGCUGCCAAGCACGCCGAGUAAUCAAGUGCAAACAUCACCUAAUAAUACAAUCAUGUCUCCUCCGAUGAACCAUCAGACAACAACAAACAGUCCAGUGAUGUCAAGUAGUGCAACAGUUCAGAGUCAAGAAAAAGUGUUAAGCAACGAAAAUUCGCCGAAUCCGUUCGAUUUGAAGAUCCGCAAACCGAAAUUUCCAGGAUUUUUUGGAUCGGGUCGUCGAGAGAAAAAGGAUAAGAAAGUAGAGAAAAGCUCAUCAUUUACUGCAAAAUCUCGCCGAGCUUUUCAAACGCAACAUUCACGUGAAGACCCAGCUGGUCGAAUGCCACCAUCCUCGCAAAAUGAAUUCAAGGACAUACAUGGAUCAAUUAACGAAAACGAUGAAUUUUCAUCCUCCAAACACAAAAGUACCGAUUUAAUGUUCGAUUCGCUCGAUCAGUAUGAAGCGUUUACAGCACCUAAUGAAAACCAGCAGAAGUCUUCGUCGAAAUUUUCAACGAAUUCCAGUGACUCGAGCGAUGACGAUGAUGAUGAUGAUAAUCUAAUGUUAAAAAUCAAUGUAAAAAUUAAUCCAAAGUCAGAAACUCCGAUUGAUACCGAUGCGGAUGAUGAUCAUGCAAAAAUCAUGAAUGCCAUGCGUUUAAUCGACAAGAAUAUCGGUACUUCCGCUCCAACUUCUCGUGUGCCGUCACAAAAGAACCUAGAACUCAAUCGAUCAACGACAAAUGAACUAACCGGUACUAGACCACUCCCACCACCACCAUUGCCAUCACGUUCAACUAUAGCAAAAACUAAUAGUAUUUCGACAGAGGGUUCUGAUCAACUGAAUAUGUUUCCACCGCAAAAAGAAUUUGAUCUAAUUCCAUGGAAUACGGUCAAUGCUUCACCGGUCACAAAUCAAGACGAUGCUUUUCUUUCUCCUGAAACAACAACGAUUGACAAUAAAAACUCAACAUCAGUUUCAUCGAAUGAAGAUGAUUCCGAAGUGGCCAAUUCUUUUUUCAAUGAUAAUUUCAUUCCAAAAACAUCUCAACUGCCUGUUUCACAAACACCUUCAUUAGGUCAAUCGGAUCAACAACAAUCAGCAUUGUCUCCUGUUAACACUCCAGCGAUGGCUCCUGUCAAUAUCAAUUUUCGGAAUAGUCCGAUCGUAUCUCACGAACAAGGCAUGUCUCCUUUGACAGUUGGUGCUACUGAUCAAAUUCCACUUGCAGUUGCUUUCCAAGAAACGAUUCAUGUGAUGAUGUCGGGAAACAAUCGAGAAAAUUGGAAAAGUCGAAUUGUUGGCGAAAUGCUCAUUUCGUUUCCAGCAUCUAUUUUAACUUUACUCAAUGAUCCUGUACGAUUUUCCAAUACGUUGCAAUUUCGAUUGAAAAAUCUCGAUAAUAUUGAUAAAAUCAAUGUCAAAUCUCCUCCGAUUACCGAAAAUGAAUCAAUUUAUUCAUUUGACAUGCCUGAGUUGCACAAUGCUCUUCGUAGUUUACAUGAGAAAACGCCUUCAUCACGAUUCUUUAAUCUAAACACGCUGAAUUACGAAGUUAAUCAUGCCGAUCAACCCAAUAUACCAAUUGAGAUCACAUCACAAUGGUCACGUACAUUUGAUACAAUAUCAGUAAAUAUCAGUUACCGUUUUAACAGUUCAUUCUUCCCUGACUCGAUCCGAUUUAAUAACGAAACUGUGAUAUUCUAUACCAUCAUAGCCGACGGCGAACAAAUUAAAGAAUCUUUACCGACGGCUGAAUGGUCUGCAAACGAACACAAACUGUGGUGGAAAGUUCCAUAUGUUAAAAACGGAGCAGGCAAUCUAUCUGCAACUGUGAUCACCGUGCAAGCAACUCCAGUCGAAAACGAAACUGAUAAUGAACAAAGCGAACAACCAUUGACAACUUCAUCUAUUAUCAAUGCAUAUUUCAUCGGUGAAAAUGCACUUUUCUCCUCCAUUGACGUCGAUCUCACUUCUCGUGGUUAUCGAGUUUCGUUACUGAAGAAGAAAAUUCUUAGUGGUAAAUAUCAAGCGGAACCCGAUCAAAGUGAACCCAUUCAUCUCUUUCAACGUCCGAAUCGAUCACCUUCAUCUACUGAUUAA